Molecule: messenger RNA, 3681 nt
Organism: Blepharisma stoltei
Lineage: Eukaryota; Ciliophora; Heterotrichea; Heterotrichida; Blepharismidae
Source: the annotation of a GenBank genome assembly
AUGAUACAGCACACGAAAUCUAACAGGUUUGAUGAUCAAGGAAUUUCCAAGCAAAGCAAAUCACUAACUUAUAUCGUUCUGGAGCAUGAAGAGCACGAAAACAGCCAUUUGCCUAUAAGCCCCAAUCUCUUAACAUUUCGUGACAAAGAGCUCAACAGCAAAUAUUUAAAAACUAUCUACUGCCAUAGCGAUGAUAGCCUUUUAGUGUCUCCAGACUUCAAAAAUACUCUUCUAUUCUUCUACUUAUUCUAUACCUUGUAUCUGGUCGUAAUCCUUACAUUUUCCUUGCUCCUGCAUUCUGAUGGAAAAUACUCUGAUCAGCAAUUAUUCUACCAUAUCAGCUGCUGUGCGUGCCUUCUAACUUUUGCCUACAUGCUUUUGCUGUCCACCUUGAAAAGUCAUUGAAUUCUUAUGAGAAAUCGGCAUUAUUAUUUUGUGCUAGGUAUUGUCACUAUUAUCUAUCUGAUAAUUGGUGACGACCGGGUCUUGAGUGAAAUUCUGGAUACAGACUAUAAGGAGUCAAGGUUUCCUACAAUUGCAAUUAUUUCUUGCUUUAUAGUUAUGAUGAGGAAUUUAUUAGCAGAAUGCUUUUAUUACAUUACGCUCCUCAGUAUACUUUCGCUGAUUUUAUUCCUGUCCCUAAAUCUAGGCUAUUCUUCUUUAUCCGUUUAUUCGACACUGUUCGAGUUUUCGAUUUUAUUUGUUUUUCUCGUUUUGCAAAUAUUUGAAUCACAGCAAACGGAUUUCCGAACUCGGCAACUUUUUUGGAGGAAAACCAGAGAAGAAAAAGCAUUUGAAAAAAAGGAAAACGAGCAAGAAAGCAACAGUAAAGUUAAAAUAAAAACCGAAAUUGAAGUACUUGUUCAUAUUUGUGAUGAUAUCAAGCAGGACAUUAAGUAUGCGCAUUCAGUGAUCAUGUUUAAUGACGUAAAAGAAAGGCUGAAAAGGGCUCAGUAUGCACUGGAAAGAGUUAAGAAAAGAAUUGGCCAUGGAUCAUUUUUAAUGGAGGUGAAAAUUGAGGCGGACUCAAACAUAGAUGAACAGGAUAAAGCGUUUAUCAAAGAAAAUUUUAUGGAAGUGACUCAUGAAAGCACGACUGUAAUAAACCGAGGUGCAAGAAGAACAACUAUGUCAGAUAUUGACGAAAAAGAGCCUCCAUUCCCAUUUAGCAAUUAUGGAGUUGCUGAGCUUGAAGGCGUGCUAUAUUCAGUUGGAAAAAAUUGGAAUUUUGACGUGUGGUUUAUAUAUGAUGCAACAGGGCAUAGUAUCCACAUAGUCGCUAAACUUCCCCCCUGUGAACGAACAAAAUCAUUUAAAAAAUCCUUAUUUUUUUGGGUAAAAAACCCAUUCUCUGUAAGCAAAAAAAAAAUUUAAUAUAAUAAUGAAAUCUCUUUUUAAUUUUAUAUACAAAUUAAAUUAGUAUUUGCUUUCCAAUUUUUGCGAUUUGGAGUUUUUUAAAAUUUUUAAAACAAAAUUUACUAUAAAAUUAAAAUAUAAAAAAAAAAGUAAUCGUGAGUAAACACAAAUUUUUUUUUGUUCACUCAUGGAGGAGGGAGUAAGUAUUUAUUACAGAAAUGAGGGUUAGGGGAAUCCUAUAGCAUUAGUGAAGAGACUUCAGAUAAAUUUUUCCAAACAGUGGAAAAAGUAAUGUUUAUUUAGACUUAUCAAAAUAACCCUUACCACAAUGCAUGUCAUGGAGCUGACGUCCUGCACACUUUAUUGUAUUUUUAUUUCCAAAGUGAUUUUUUAAAAAAUCUAAAUACAAUUGAUACUCUGGCAUCAAUCGUUGCUGCAACAGGUCACGAUGUGGGCCACCCAGGUGUAACGAACAGAUUCCUAGUGAACAGCCAGAAAUGAAAAUGGGAAAUCGGACUUCAAGGGGAACUCCUAUGGAGCAGGUAGGACUAAUUCUGAUGAUCACGUCAUAUUUAGAGUAGGCCUUCAGUUUUGAAGAAGAUUUGCCGAAAAGGGAAAUUCUAUUUCUCUCCAAAAAGUUUUUCUGCCCUGCUAAACAGGUAUAUAUACAUUAAAAUGGCGACAUAUGCAACUUGCCUCUUGGUUAAACAGUCCAGACCUUACUGCCACGGCGAAUUGGAACGGACUCCGAGUCAAGAAAUAACAUUCAGGCUCAAGAAAUGUGUAUCCAGAUAGGUUUUGGCUGCUUUCCUGUAGUUGGGAAAUGGAGAUGAUUAGCAAAAGUCCUUUUUACUGAUGACCCAUGGAUAUUCCUCAUCCGAGAAACUGAGGGGAGAAUUCUUUUUUCUGUAGCUGCCGAAGGAAGGCACUUCAGCAUCCUGCAGACUUCAAGAAGUUGAUCCUUGGAUUUAAGCUACUCCAAUCUCCCGUAGCAGCAAAAUCCAUAAACCACCCACUCAAGACUGAAGCUGCAAGGCAUAGAUGAGACAGAAGGUACUGGAAGUGGCACCCAUUAUUGGGGGAUAGACCCUCUGGAGUCAAAAUAUGGGUAGAACCCCCGGAUGGGAGGUCUUUGGUGACUGCGUCACCAACAUGGCUAACGCCCGUCUUUAAUAACCUAACCUAACUCUGCCAGACGGGCUAUACCACAUGGUCUAUUCUCAUAGGGCAAUUGGGGUAUCUCGAAGAUAGUGGCUCUACCUUACGGAGUUAAUCACAUUGGCAACUGAUUCAGGUCGGAAACCCGCUAAGGCAGCCUUUUGUGCCAAGAUGAGUGGCAGCUAUUAGAUUUACCCACCUACGAGCAUAAAUUUUAACCUAAUUUAGUGAACAACCGCCAUGAAAUAGCUUUGAAAUACAAUGAUAACUCAGUUUUAGAAAACAUGCAUUGUUCUGAAAUUUAUAGUAUUAUGGGGAAGCACGGCUGCAAUAUUUUCGAACAUCUGAGCUCAGAUGACUGGAUAAAGGCGAGAAAGCUUAUAAUUGAGAUGGUCUUAGAGACUGACAUGUCUAGACACUUCGAAAUUUUGGGGAGAUUCAGGACAAGAUGUUUAAAUUUCUCUGAUUUAAAUAUGGAAGUCCAAGAUGACAAAGUUUUGGUGCUAUCCAUGGGAUUAAAAUGUGCUGACAUCGGACAUAGCGCAAAAAUUCCAAUUUUACACGAAAAAUGGACAAGGCUUGUUUGUGAAGAAUUUUUUAAGCAGGGAGACGUGGAGAGAUCUCGAAAUCAGCCGAUUUCGAUGUACUGCGAUAGAGAGAAUGCUGAUAUAGUCUGAGCCUCCUUUUGGCUUGGGCGAUACGGUGUCUCCCGAUGUUGGAAAGGAAGUUAAAUUUACCAAUUUGCUGAUAAAACCAACUCACCAUAUGGAAAAUCCCCGAUAUAGAGCAGAUUUGUCAUCUGGGGAGUUGGCUCUACUAAAAAAUGUUGGCAAGCCAACUCCCCAUCCAACGUCGGUAUAACCCGAGCCAAAAGGAGGCUCAGCCUAUAUACCCAAAAGCCAGGCUGGGUUUAUAAAGAAUAUUUGCAUUCCGCUGUUUGAAGUAUGAUGCCAAUUUCUUAAAUCAGAACUUAUAAAUAAAACAGUGCUAGAUCAAUUAACUCAAAACCAGGCGAUGUGGGAAGAAAAAAGCAAAACGAAGCAUUCUUCUGUAGUCGGAGUUGGAGGACUGGUAGUGCAAUCUCUUACGAAAGAUUUCUCUGAAGUUAUAAGUCUUGGGAAAGUAAUGAAAUCUGCUGAUGAUGUAGGAGCGAGGCCAGCAGUUUAA